AUGGAUCAGGCGAAAGAGUUGCUUGACUACUACAGGAGUAAUCCAACUGCCCAGAAUAUACGGAUCGAAUCCCCAGACAGCGUGGCAUUUCCAGAAGUCACGGUGUGCCCCGGAGUCACAUGGAACUCCACUGCAAUCGAAAGCUUCAACCUGACCGAUGAAUCAUUUGGGGACUAUGUGUUCCAUGGCUUGGUGCUUGGAAACGUCGUUAGCGAAGGCGGUCAUGGAGGAAGCCCCGUGUUUGCAGCCAUCAAUGCUUCCGAGCAAACAACAUCAAGAAGAAAUAAAGAGUCUAUGGUCUCGCAACGUUCCUAUCCGGAAUGUCCAAGGAAAUGUCAGAGGACAUCAUAUGACAUGAUACGAGAAGAUCCAACCUCUGAUAGUGAUUCGAGAAUCUGCCGGAUUCAGAUCAACAUACCAACAUCUGAAGUGGAGAUAGUGGAGGAGCAGUCGCUGACAUCGCUGGCACAGUUUUUCUCCGACAUCGGCGGGAUAGUCGGGUUCUACCUGGGAUUUUCUAUCCUAGGUGUCUACGAAUGCCUGGAAGUUCUCGCCGUUUGGGUCAAGUACCGAUUCUUCGCGACUCAGAUUCCACCUGACAGGUCGUAUUACGAGAUUCGCUUAGAUACACAGGAAGAACCGUUCACAGCUGUGAAGAACGUCAAUUCAUCGGGGCAGACCUCCUUCCUCGCACGCGAGAGGAGCAGCCUGUUCGGUCAAUCACUGAAGUACAGCAGUUUCUUCCCUUCAGGCAGUAAGUGCAAUGAGGACGAGAACUACGACUACAAGAAGAGAGGGGGAGAGAGAGAGGUAGAGAGUGUGUGUCUUAACUUCAACAAGGCCUCCUACCAGUCAGAGACAGGCCUCCUACAGCCGACACUGCUUUCCUUCGAGGAGAGUCGCAGUUUCCUAAAGAAGAGGCACAGUCAACGAGGAAAUAAUCGGGAGCUGCCGAAUCCGCGUCGAACAUUUCAGAGGACCCUUCCAUUCUACGAAGUUCGAACCCUUGGGAACGUCUGGGACUUCGGCUCCUCGUGCAAGCUUCUUCCUGGAGCAGUGGAAAAACCGAAAAAUUUACUUUAUAUCCUGAGUAUUCGCCUCAUGAGAGCAGAUUUCCAUUGA
Molecule: messenger RNA, 1122 nt
Organism: Darwinula stevensoni
Lineage: Eukaryota; Metazoa; Arthropoda; Ostracoda; Podocopida; Darwinulidae
Source: the annotation of a GenBank genome assembly